Lathyrus sativus (Indian pea) is the source of this 1788-nucleotide messenger RNA. The record is from the annotation of a GenBank genome assembly. Lineage: Eukaryota; Viridiplantae; Streptophyta; Magnoliopsida; Fabales; Fabaceae.
AUGAAAAGCCCCGGUUCUAACUCUAUGCUAGAAGAUGAAAAGAGCCUGAAGGAGGAGCUUUUGAUACUAAUUCUAAUGGGUGAGCAAGUGAUGAAAAUGGCACAUGAAGCAAAAUCAUCGAAAGUGGAAUGUCACGAACUAGCAACGAAGGUGGAGAUACUCUGCAAAAGUCUCCGAUGCGUCGUGCGAGCGGUGGAAGCGAAUCACAAAUCGUUGAACGAUAAACCAAUUCGUCGCAUGGUCAGAGAAGUUACAAAGAAUCUUGAAAAAACAUUCGCACUUUUGCGGAGGUGCAAAAAGCAAGGAGGUGUUGGUGUGCUGAAGCACAUGUUAACAAUGAGGAGUAAUGGCGAUUUUCUGAAAGUUUGGAACCUUCUAGAAUCUUGUAACGGUGAUAUGAUGUGGUUGUUGAACAUUUUUGAGUCUAAAGGGACUGAUCUUUCAAUCCCUCCUAUUGCCUGUAAUGAUCCAAUUUUGGCCUGGGUGUGGACUUACGUUUAUGCCCUUCAGCUCAGUAAUCCUAUCGACCGUGCUGAAGCUGCGACAGGGUUGGGUUCUAUUGCUAGAAUAAACGACUGGAAUAAGUUCAUUAUCAUGGAGGAAGGUGGUGUUUUGCCUCUCCUCAAGGUUCUUAAGGAUUCUUCUUUCCCUGAUUGUCAAAUUGCAGCUUCCAAUGCUCUUGUUGACAUUGUCUCUGAUGAUGAUCAAGGAAGGAUCGUUCGAUUCCUAAUCAGCAGCCACGCCAUUCCAGUUAUUGUUCAGGCUCUAUCGGAUGGAGUAUUCAGAGUUCGUGUUUCCGUUGCUAAUUUGGUCUCCGCUAUGGCUGAUCAAGACCUUCUUGCACGUGAGGAAUUCAUAGUGGCUAAUGUGACUAAACCCCUGGUGUCGUUAUUGUCUAUUGAUACUGUUAUGGUUGAACCUGUUGAUGCCCGAAAUGGCAUUCAUUCGCUGGUUCUCAAUAUGUCGGAUGUUGGAUAUGAUGGAAGUGGUUGCAGAAGAAGAGAAGCUAAUCAGAGCUCUGAGUUGAGGAAUGAUGUUAAAGUCAGUUGUGCGAAAGCUCUUUGGAAACUCUCCAAAGGGUGUCUUUUAGCAUGCAGAAAGAUUACUGAGACUAAAGGUUUGCUUUGUUUAGCUAAGAUUAUUGAGUCUGCAAGCGACGAAUUGAAGCUCAAUUGUCUCAUGGCUGUUAUGGAAAUUGCAGCCGUGGCGGAGUCCAAUGCUGCUCUUAGAAGAAGUGCUUUUAGGUCCACUGCACCCGCGGCAAAGGCAGUUUUGGAUCAGCUUGUGAAGGUGGUUCGGGAAGAGAGUGAUUCUAAAUUUCUGAUUCCAGCUAUUAAGUCAAUUGGGUCCUUAGCCAGAAACUUCCCAGGAAAGGUUCCUCAUGUUCUCGGUCCCAUAGUUUCACACCUUCGAAAUAGGGAUUUAAAUGUGGCAAAAGAAGUAGUCAUUUCCAUGGAAAAGUUUGUAUGUGACGACAACUACAACCGCUUCGACCAUUCUAAGGUAAUCCUUGAGCUUGAUGGAAUUCCCAAGCUAAUGAGGCUGAUGCAGGUAAAUGAUCAUGAGCAAGUGUAUGGCCUAAAAUUGCUUUGUUAUCUUGCCUUAAAUGUUGGCAAUAGUAAGGUUCUUGAGCAGGAACAUGUAUUGAUUAGCUUGGAGAAAUUUGCUCAUUCUGUUUUACCUCAAAAUCCUGACUUGAAAGAAUUGUUUGGGAAGGCUAUCGAUCACCUCACUCUUUUUCAGCCAGGAGUUCAUUAUUACAGGCAACCCUUGGGAUUGUUACGAUAA